UAUGGAAGAGCCAUGCGGUGCGGAAGCACAGAUGAGAUCGGACGACGGAUCCGCGCUGCAGGCGCAGGCGUAUAGCGGGCGUGAGCGCUACUACUGAUCUGUACACUCUUGAGCAUAAAUGGAGGGCGUUUGCUACAGGAACAAAGCAGUGUAUAUAGCCGCCGGGAUAGCAUGCCGGAUUCAACGUCCAUGCUCACAUCAACCCACAGUUUGGAUAAUACGCUGCUCUAAUUAGGAACAUAUAGAUGUGAAAGCGAAUGCUCGGACGCGAACAAUUCAAUGGUGAAGCCAAAGCAUUGUAGGCAAAUUUGUGGAACUGUGCCGGCAUCAGAAGAGGGUGAGAGUGCCAACCCGAUCGAGAACAUUUUCAAAUCAAGCACUAAUUGAGGGAAAUGUGAAAAAUUCAAAAUACGAAUGGAAGACCGCGAGCAUUAAAUAUUGGCGUGAAUAAAUAGUUAGUUACACAUUUGUCGAGGUACGAAUAUGAAAAGUUGCGAACUGCAAAUAAGUUCAUCAUUGUUAAGUGUAAAAGGCACAUGCAAAAUGCAUAUACAUACAUAUGUACAUAUAUAACCGUACGCCUUCAAUAAAAAUUUCCCACUAAAUGUUACAAAUGAAAAACGUAAAAUAUUUUCGAAUUAAAUAAACGAGUAAACUGUUUUGUGGAAACUCGCGCAAAGUGUUGUGAGUGCGAAAACUUUUAUGGAAUUUUAAGAGUAGAUAAACGUACAAAUCUUUCGACAGCAUAUUUAUAUAAUAAAGAUCAAAAAGAAAUGUAUUACAUACAUACAUAUAUAUUUAUGUACCUGUAUUUUUGCGUCAAUUCCUACACAUAAAGGAGGAACAUAAAAUAGCUUAAGCGAAUACACCUUACGCAUAGUACAUAUACCAAUUUAUUGUAUACGGUUAGUUUGUGAAUAUAUGCAAGAAAUACUUUAACGCUCAGAGAGAUCUAUUUAAAUCCAACGUAGAAGCAGAAGACAGGAAGAACAGAGCACACGCCGCCAUUAAGGAAAGUCACCGGAAAUAUAGCCCUUUGAAAAGCCAACAAUUCUGUCAUCAAACAAUUUGACAACUGCAAUACCGCAGAUAAGCGUCAAAAAUAAAAGAAGUAAAUCCAUCAACAGUAACAACAGCGAGACUCCACCGCAAGCCUGAAAAUACACCAAAGUAGCAACAAUAUUUCGUCGGUUGUAUGGUUGCAUCAUUUAGAUAUUUCCGCUCCAAAGGUGAUUGUCACAUGAAAUCGCUCAGUGGAUCAUCGCAGCGGCGCAAAGUAAUCAAACAUCAAACGUCGAACACCAAAUGAUAAACGGGAAAAACACAUGUUGCUUCCAAUCCAAAAAAGUGCGUGCAAAUGCAAAGCCAGCAACAACAAUUGUAGUAACUAGAAGUAGAACAGCACCCAACAACAAGUACAGCUUCUCUAAGUGGUAAAGAAGCAGUAAUAAAUUAAAAGAAGAAAUAGAAAGUCUCAAAUUAAAAGAAACUAAAGUGGAUUUCCGGUGAAUCAAGAAGUCAUCCGAAGAACUAACAACGCGCGCUCAAGAUGCUAAAGCAGCCGAAUGACGAAACCAUAUUCACAACACAUGUGUCAACGUGCACCCCUUGCGAGGCAUUUACAAAAAUAAACAGGCGGGUGCAACUAAAAAUGGAUUCAACACGCGACACACCUACAAACAUUGCAAAAACAACGAGUACAGUGCACAACAAGACUACAGCAACAGACAGCCACAACCACUCGGGCUGCCGCUGGAGGCAAAGUACGGGUGCCACGGUCAUAGACUCCGACAAGACGAGCCAUAAACCACAGCAUCGUCACAUAAAUUUCAAAAAUAGACGCCAUCGUCGCAGCGAAGUUGCCACAGCAACCAGCAGACGAACAUAUGCGUUCAGUAGCCGCGCAGGAAUAGUCAUACGCGCAGCUACACCCGCAAUGGCUGCAUUUACGGAACUCUUUAAGCUAUUCACUUUCAGUAUUCUUUUGUUUUGUAUUUUGAAUCGGCUCGAUCCGGUGUUUGCCCGGAAGCCCACUUCACAGGAGCUAAACGAUUACGACGAUAGUAUAUUCGAGGUGCAGAAGCGUAGCGAACAGGAUGUUAAUGCAGAGACAGCAGCUGAAAACGGCGACAUCGACGGCAUUGGCGGCGAAGAUGGAGGCGGUCAGGCGAGGAACGGUAGCAAGUCAAUCCCGGAUUUCGCACCACGCUUCAAGUCGUCAAAGCCUCCUCCGAAUAUAUACUCAAAACCUUCGGGCAGUUAUAUACAGUUAACAUGCCCGGCUGUUGGUAAACCAGAGCCAAACAUCACGUGGACGCGCAAUGACACAAAGAUCAACCGUCAUAUGGGACGCGUUAAGAAGUCAAAAUGGGCUAUCAACAUGGAGGAUCUGGUGCCUGAGGACUCUGGCGUAUACAAGUGCAGGGUGUGUAAUUACCUGGGUUGCAUUGAACAUGCAACAAAGCUGAUCAUCAGUGAUCGCGUCAACCACAAACCAAUCAUACUAAAAGCUCCAGCUAAUCUAACAUUGCCCUUAAAUGCAAGCGGCCAAAUGGAAUGUGUCUUUCUGUCAGACCUUUACAGCAAGAAAACGUGGACUUUCACGCCAUGCAACAAGACUGCAUGCUCGAAGAAUUACACCUUUUUGAAACACGCUGAAGACAUAGACAUUUUGAAUUUUACGAAUGUCACACCUAUUAAUGAAGGCUGGUACACCUGCAUCGAAAUGAAUGGCCUGGGCCAAUCCUACAGCAAAGCCUACCUGCAUGUGCAAGACCCGAGUGUACGCGCUGUAGCGAAAUUUAUGCACGGAUAUGAGAUUUGGGGUGUCGUGGCCGUCAUGGUGCUACUGGGGUUGGUCUGCAUCACAUUCUUCGUAUAUGUGUUGCGCAAAGUUAAACACGAAAAGCUACUCAAACAACGCAUUGAAACAGUGCAUCAGUGGACAAAGAAAGUGAUAAUUUAUAAACCGCCAAGUGGCGAUUCCAGCGGCUCGAUGGACACCAUGAUAAUGCCGGUGGUGAAAAUCGAAAAACAACGCACAACCGUGUUGCAGAGCUCCAACUCGGAGCCGGCACCAUUCAAUGAGUAUGAGUUCCCGCUGGAUUCGAACUGGGAAAUACCGCGCUCGCAGCUGAUACUAGGCGCUACACUGGGCGAAGGCGCUUUUGGCCGCGUCGUCAUGGCCGAAGUGAAUAACUCUAUUGUCGCCGUUAAAAUGGUGAAAGAAGGACACACCGAUGAUGAUAUUGCAAGUUUAGUGCGCGAAAUGGAAGUUAUGAAAAUCAUCGGUAAGCAUAUCAAUAUUAUCAAUUUGCUUGGCUGUUGCAGUCAAAACGGCCCACUUUACGUGAUUGUUGAGUUCGCACCACAUGGUAACCUAAAGGAUUUCCUCAACAAAAAUAGGCCGCUAUCUGCAGGCACACUGAAAGAUUAUGGCGAUCAACAGCAUCAGUUGCCGCUACCAAAGCACAUUCUAACCGAGAAGCAUCUCAUUUCGUUCGCCUUCCAGAUCGCGCGCGGCAUGGAGUACUUGGCAUCUCGGCGUUGCAUACAUCGCGACUUGGCCGCGCGCAAUGUAUUGGUUAGCGAUGACUAUGUCAUGAAGAUUGCUGACUUCGGUUUGGCACGCGACAUACAGGACACCGACUACUAUCGAAAGAAUACCAAUGGUCGUUUGCCCAUCAAAUGGAUGGCGCCAGAAUCGCUGCAGGACAAAUUCUAUGAUUCGCAAAGUGAUGUCUGGUCUUAUGGCAUACUGCUCUGGGAGAUUAUGACUUUUGGUGCACAACCAUAUCCCACCAUCAUGUCCGCCGAAGAGCUUUACAGCUAUCUGAUGUCAGGGCAGCGUAUGGAAAAACCGCCUAAGUGCUCACUGAACAUUUAUAUGCUAAUGCGUCAGUGUUGGCAUUUCGAUGCCAGCGCGCGACCCACUUUUGCUGAGAUCGUCGAGAACUUAGACAAAUUGCUCUUGGCAAAUGAAGAUUAUCUGGACGUGGCCGUGGCGAAUCUGGAAACGCCCCCCUCAUCUAGCGACGAAGAAUCGGAUGUUGAAUCUCUGCGCUAUCACUACAAAUGAACUAUACGUGGUAGUGCGGAGACUGUGUAUCCAAAGGUUGUAUGUAAAUAGAAGCACAAUGGCGUUUACGAAAUCCGUGCGCUGUCACACACACACGCGCACUCUUUAGAAUUAGCUAACGAAAGUAUUUAAACACUCGACAUUAUGCGAGCUCAAACUACUUGUAAGUGUAACAGUUAAGGCUUAUGUAACUACAUAUGUAUAUUCUAGUUAUUACGUAACAAUAGAUAUCAAAUAGUAUAAAAUCUCUAAGGGCGCUGUUAAGCAGACGGUCAUAUGAUCCCCGGUCACGGAACUUUUUCUCUAAUUUUUUCCAUUUUUACUCUCUUUGCCCAACAUGAUGUUCUGCAGAGGGUCAAACGACCAGCGUACUUCUUUAGCUCGGUUGCAUUUCUUUGGUAUAUUAUUUUACUAUAUUUUAAAUAUCGCACACUAAAUCAAAAACCGUCACAACUCAAAAAAUCCUAAAUGUUCAGCAGAGGCAAAAAACUGUUGAUGCUGCGCAAUCGACGCAAGCAAAACUAAGAAGUUUUAGUAGUAUUUUUCCAGUUAAAGAAGAUAGUGAUGAAGAAAAAAUGUUCGCGGACGUUUUAUGGAAAAAAAAUAAAUUUUGACAAAUUUUGUGUUGUACCGGUUUUUUAUUUAGAGUGCGAUAUGUGUUAUGAUAUGACGUAAAAAAAUAAGAAAUGGCAUAUGUAUGUAUGUGUAUAAAAACAUGUCAAAAGCAAACAAAACAAGAGUUGCUAUCAUUAGGUUUAUUCUACAUAUGUACAUAUGUAUGUACUACUUUGUACACAUCUGCAGCAAAGAUGUAGCAUUCUGCUACUAAAAGGAGAAAUGGUAUGAAAAAUACUCCAUGCUCCAAUACUCAUGCGUUCAGUUCUCUCGCUCGCUCUUAAUUUUUUCGUUUUGCAGUGAGAGCAACAACAAUUGGUGACCAGGGAUCAUAUAAUCGCCUGCGUAGCAUCGCCUUAAGUGAGAAAAUUGAAGAAACCAAAGGUAAAAUACCAAAAAUUAGUUAAGAAACAGGCUACAAUGGCCAAUUGUGCAAUCCGCAGCUCAAAAUAAUUUACAAAUAUCUUUGUACUUGUAUGUCUUAAACCUAAUACCAUUGUAUCCUCCGGCAAUUAAAUUUGUAUUUCAUGUAUGUAUGUAUUUCUAUUCAUUUGUAAGGUAUGUAAGGACAUACUCAUACUCCAUAAGACUAACUGUGCUAAAAACUGGUGCAACAAAAAUAGUGAUUAACGUAUCCAUGGACUCCUCCUUCCCCUAUAAAGUAUGUUAUGGAUAACAUAUUCUCCUUCUUCCAUUUGAUAAUUCGUAUGUAUCAAAUUAUAUUGAUAAGCAUAUCGUAAGCCACGAUUUUGUACUGAGCAAUAGCUAUUUAAUGUCCAUAAAAAUCCCAAGCAUAUGUACUAUAUACAUAUCUAUUUACAUACGUAUGUACAUAAAUACCAAUUUCAUACAUACAAAUUCAAGUAU
Molecule: messenger RNA, 5560 nt
Organism: Rhagoletis pomonella (apple maggot)
Lineage: Eukaryota; Metazoa; Arthropoda; Insecta; Diptera; Tephritidae
Product: fibroblast growth factor receptor homolog 1
Exons: 2
Coding region: 1550-4078 (842 amino acids)
Biological process (GO): cell surface receptor protein tyrosine kinase signaling pathway; positive regulation of kinase activity; protein phosphorylation
Cellular component (GO): signaling receptor complex
Molecular function (GO): ATP binding; transmembrane receptor protein tyrosine kinase activity
Source: RefSeq, a predicted model, not a curated record